Messenger RNA from Solanum verrucosum, 880 nucleotides. Its product is annotated as ESCRT-related protein CHMP1A. The record is from RefSeq and is a predicted model, not a curated record. Gene Ontology annotation, cellular component: ESCRT III complex; multivesicular body. Gene Ontology annotation, biological process: protein transport; endosome transport via multivesicular body sorting pathway; late endosome to vacuole transport. NCBI's taxonomy places the organism in Eukaryota, Viridiplantae, Streptophyta, Magnoliopsida, Solanales, Solanaceae. Bases 138 to 749 code for a protein of 203 amino acids. The transcript has a single exon.
AUUUCCAGGAAAAUAUCUGUCUUCAAACCCUAAUAAAGCACCAAGAAGAGAAGAAAGUGAUUAUUCGAAGGUGAAAAAUCACCAAAUUGCAUUGAUAAUUCACAAAUUCGAAAGAGUUCAUCGCCAGAUCUAGAUCCAUGGGGAACACAGAGAAAUUGAUGAACCAGAUCAUGGAGCUCAAGUUCACAUCGAAGAGUCUUCAACGCCAAGCCCGGAAAUGUGAGAAAGACGAAAAAUCCGAGAAGCUUAAGGUGAAAAAAGCGAUCGAGAAAGGGAAUAUGGACGGCGCUAGAAUUUACGCCGAGAACGCAAUCCGCAAGCGCAGCGAGCAGAUGAAUUAUCUCCGUUUGUCCUCGCGUCUCGACGCCGUUGUGGCUCGACUCGAUACUCAGGCAAAAAUGAGCACAAUCAGCAAGUCUAUGGGCAAUAUCGUCAAAUCACUCGAGUCCUCCCUCAAUACCGGUAAUCUCCAGAAGAUGUCCGAGACGAUGGACCAGUUCGAGCGCCAGUUUGUUAAUAUGGAAGUUCAAGCUGAGUUUAUGGAGAGUUCUAUGGCUGGAAGUACCUCGCUGUCGACUCCGGAAGACCAGGUUAACAGUCUCAUGCACCAGGUGGCCGAUGACUACGGCCUCGAGGUCUCCGUGGGGCUUCCACAAGCAGCUGGCCAUGCUAUUCCUACUAAGGACAGUGAGAAAGUCGACGAGGAUGAUCUAACCAGGCGCCUUGCCGAGCUGAAGGCGCGUGGGUAAUUGAGAAACUAAAGAUUUUCCUGUUAAUAACGAGGCUGCGCAAUUGAUAUAUUGUGACAUAGUAUGUGGAGUUCUCUCUAUUUCAUUCUGAAAACUGAACGUCUUUAAUGUACAUUUUAACUCUCUUGUGU